Molecule: messenger RNA, 607 nt
Organism: Carlito syrichta (Philippine tarsier)
Lineage: Eukaryota; Metazoa; Chordata; Mammalia; Primates; Tarsiidae
Product: killer cell immunoglobulin-like receptor 3DL3
Exons: 4
Source: RefSeq, a predicted model, not a curated record
CUCAUGUUCAUUAGCCUGGUGUGUCUUGGAUUCUUCAUGGUCCAAAGGAUUGGGACACAAGUGGGUGGUCAGGAAAAGCCCUCCCUGUCUGCCUUGCUGAGCCGUAUGGCUCCUCUAGGAGGACACGUGAAUCUUCAGUGUCAGUCUCAUCGUGGGGUUAGCAUGUUCAGACUCUACAAGGAAGAUAGGGUCCGACUCCCUGAGCUCCAGGGCAAGAUAUUCCAAAACAAGCUCUUUAUGGGCCCUGUGACCACAGCACAUGCAGGAACCUACAGACAUCAGGUUUCUACUCUAACUCAUCCGCUCUGCGGAGUCUACAGAAAACCCUUCCUGGCUCACCCAGGCUCCCUGGUGAAAUCAGGAGGAAGCAUCAUCCUGCAAUGCUUCUCAAAGAUAGUGUUUCAGGCCUUCAUUCUGCACAAGGAGGGGUUAACUAAGGACCCUUUGUAUCUUAUUGUGGAGUUGGAUCAUGAGGGGUCCCCGGCCAACUUCUUCCUGGGUCCUAUGACACCUCUCCAUGCAGGAAUGUACAACUUCUAUGGUUCUGUCAGAAAUUUCUCUUCUCUUUGGUCAGCUACCAGUGAUCCCAUGGACAUCAUGAUCACAG